This is a messenger RNA of Herpailurus yagouaroundi (jaguarundi), 3459 nucleotides long. It is a transcript of the gene NT5DC4, whose product is annotated as 5'-nucleotidase domain containing 4. NCBI's taxonomy places the organism in Eukaryota, Metazoa, Chordata, Mammalia, Carnivora, Felidae. The transcript is spliced from 19 exons. The record is from RefSeq and is a predicted model, not a curated record. Gene Ontology annotation, molecular function: 5'-nucleotidase activity.
GAAUCCCAAGCAGGCUCCACACUGUCAAUGAAGAGCUUGAGUCGGGCUUGAGUUUGCAGACCGUAAGAUCACGUCUGGAGCCCAAACCGAGAGUCAGAGAUUAACCGACUGAGCCCCCCCCAGGUGCCCCAAGACUUGUUUAUUUUUUGAAGUACAUGAGUCUCCUGCCUUUGUAACCCCUAUGUUUGCUUCAUCCUGGGUUGAAGGUCUCUAGGUGGUUGAAGUCCUUGGAGGCAUAAGCCCUAGAAAUGGAGGUGGUAUAAUAUCGAUGGGUUGUUCUUCCUUGAUCAUAACUGCUUUCCUUUUUGAAGAAAGGAGGGGAUACCAGAGACUAACAUGGAUUACUCCUCCCCCAAAAGAGGAGAUGGGGGCCCAGGGUGGGGCCAGCUGGGUCAGUGGUGUCCGAAGUGUUUGAGGGAUAAGGAAGCUGCUGGCUCCCACUGAUAGUGAGCAGGUGGCUGGGGAAGGAACCAUUGCCUCCUGCUCACUCUUCAUGGUGAUGGCCAGCGUGGAUAGGGGAGAGCAAAGGGAGCCCCAAGGGGAGCCACAGCGCCUGGUCUCCUCUCAAGUCCUGAAGUAGGACUGGCACCAGCGGAUUUUUGUCAAUUGCAGGUUGGUGCUGGGGAAGAUUCGCUGCUUUGGCUUUGACAUGGACUACACCCUGGCUGCCUACAAGUCCCCAGCCUAUGAGGCACUGGUCUUUGAGUUACUACUGGAGCGUCUGGUGUGCAUUCGGUACCCGCGUGAUAUCCUGCGCUACACCUAUGACCCCGCCUUCCCCACUCGGGGGCUGGUGUUUGAUGUGCUCUAUGGGAACCUGCUGAAGGUGGACACCCAUGGGAACGUGCGGCUGGGCACCCAUGGCUUCACCUUCCUCUCGGACUGCUCCCUCCCCAGGGCAGAGAUCUGGAGCUUCUACCCCAGCAAGUUCGUUCAGAGGGACAACCUGGAGAGGUUCCACAUCCUCAACACGCUCUCCAACCUGCCUGAAAUCUACCUGUGUGCCUGCCUGGUGGACUUCUUCUCUGGCUGCUCCCGCUACACCAACUGUGACACUGGCUAUCAGCAUGGGAACCUCUUCAUGUCCUUCUGAAGCCUCUUCCAGGACGUGAGUGAUGCCAUGGAUAAUGUCCACCAGUCGGGCUGUCUGAAGGAGAAGACCCUGGAAGACUUGGACAAAUACGUGGAGAAGGAUGUGCAAAUCCCCAUCCUGCUGGGUAAGAUGAAGGAAGUUGGGAAAGUAUUUCUGGCUACAAACAGCAGCUACAACUACACAGAUGCCAUCAUGACCUACCUGUUUGGCAUUAGUGAGGCUGAAGGCUCAGCCAGGCCCUGGAGGUCCUACUUUGACCUGAUUGUGGUGGACACACAGAAACCCUGCUUCUUUGCUGAGGGGACGGUGCUGAGACAGGUCAACAGGGUAAUGGCAGGGGCUGAGGAUUCAGGCAAGCUCCGCGUGGGCACCUACAUGGGGCCCCACCAGCACUGUGUAGUUUACUCUGGAGGUUCUUCGGACACGGUGUGUGAGCUGCUCGGGGUACGGGGGAAGGAUAUCCUGUACAUUGGGGAUCACAUCUUUGGAGACAUCCUCAAGUCCAAGAAGUGGCAGGACUGGCGAACUUGCCUGGUGGUUCCUGAGCUGUUCCGGGAGCUUGGCAUCUGGGACCAAGAGAAGGGUGAGCUGUGUGUGGGGGGGCUUCAGGACCAGGUAGGGGGGGCACCGGCCACCAGUGCAGAGGCCUGCCCCUUCAUCAUUUUGUCCUCUUCCCUGUUGGGGGUUAGUAGUAACUGUGAUAAUAUUGUCCACUCUGUGGUUUAUGAGAGUGGAUCUACUUUACACAGAGGAAACAGAGAUCCAGAGAGUGGAACUGGGCCUGGGGCAGAUAAAGAUCCUUCCUCCUUACCUGCUCAGCAUGAACUCAGGAUGCCUGCCCUCUCACACAGGUGUGCACAGCCAGCCCAGCAACUCCACCGGGUGCCUGUGGAGUGUCCUCUGACCUCCAUGGGGUCUAGCGAGGUUGUGCCUGGAGCUUGGAGGCACCGUUCCUUUUCUCCUGGGUCAUGUGGCUGUUUUUGCACCAGGCACAUGGAUGGGAGCAGUUAUGGGCUGCAAGUUAUCAACUCCACCAAGAGGGAGAUUCAGGUUCUUGAGCCCAGUUGCAGGAUUUUCCACAACCGCUGCAGAGCUCCACUUGUCCUUGUCUGCCAGCGCCCUCUGCUGGUCUAUGCUCCAAAUGACAGCACCGUGCGGCUGCAGGAGGACUGAGUUCAGGGUGAUUUGUGGAGUGUGGCUAGACCCUCAAUCUCCGUUAACCUAAUCUCCAUGAACCCUCCUUGAGACAUGCCUGCCUGUUGGGUCGGGUCCUCAACGUGCCAGACUAGCCAGCUGUGAUCAGCGUCUGGGGGCAUCUAGCUGAUGGCGCUAUGCAGACCUCUACACCAGCUGCCUGCCUCAACUUCCUGAACCACCCACUCAGCUUGCUGUAUCUGGCGGUCCUGGAGCUGGUGGGUCCCUGCAGAGCCUCUCUGGCUAUCCCUGACCCUCUGCCCCAGGAGGAGCCUCUGGUCUCCAGCCCUGCCAAGAGCUUCUGAGGUCACCAGGCCCCAUCUCCCACCUCCAGGCACAAGUGGGUCAAAGCCUUGCAGAUGCCCCAUGAGUCUGCUGUGGAGCAGGAAAGGGUUAACCAGCAUCCCCUCUCCUGCCCUGUCUUCUACAGCCUGAGGGCUGAGGGCAAGGAGAGAGUUGAGGACCAAGAGGGCUGCAUGGAGGCCGAAUGAAUCCUGGACAUGUGCUGGCUUCAUGGUCAUCUUCUACUUGAGAUAUUUUUCAGAUAAAUGGAAAAGUGUGGAAGAGAGAAAAAGCAAUCCAUAUUGAAAUCUCCCAAAUGUAACAGAUUUGGUGCCCAAGAACACAUCUUUUAGGGAGGAGGGAGUAUUGUCAUCCUAGAAGACAUUCCCUAUGGCCUUUGGACCAUUUGGAAAUGGAUGGAACAAGUGGAAUUGCUGUACCCAGUCCCAGUCCCCCUGAGCCGCGUCAUGCUUCACAUCCAAUGUUGUUUCUACACAUUUCUUUUAAGAAAAAGAAUAUUUCCAUGCACUUUUGAUUCUGUUACGAGUAAUAACAAUACCUGAUAGGCCAUAGGUGAUUUCAUUAACUGUUCUUUCUUUCCAGGUCACUAUGAAAGAUUGAUGAGUAAAUGUGAUAGCACCAACAUCUUUGAGCUUGAUGUGUACAUGCAUUGAAACAUGUAAGAAAUCAUACGUAUGAUUUGAGAACUUGGUACUUUAUUUUGGUAGGAGCUGCCCUGUGGUACUGAGCCUGGGUCCUACAUUGUUCUGAUGUCACUCCAACAGCUCGUGUUUUGUCUGUUAGUGGUAUCAUCUGGCAUUAUAUAGAGGCUUAGAAUGAAUAUACAUCUGCAUAACUGAAAUGACAAAAUAAACUCUUGAAGGAACAGG